CUGUCGCUGGGUUUACACCCUAAAGUUUCUUACAGAUGGUACUAUUGAUCGUCACAAGGCUAGGCUUUUGGCAAAGGGUUUUACUCAGAGUACUCUUAGCCUCUUUAUCAGUUGGAUGUGAAGAAUUUAUUUCUUCAUGGUGAUCUGGAUGAAAUUAUUUAUAUGGAUACAGCAAUGGGCUUUUCUUGGUGAGGGGGAGUAUGCUGGAAAGAUUUGUCGACUACAACCGGAAAUUGGUGCUGUUAUUCUGGAGGAAAGUGGAAAACCUGAAGACCGAGUUGAAACAGCCUUGAAGUGUCUUCCACAUUAUGAUCCUGCUGGCAGUUGGAGUGUUGAUUCCACUGCAUCAUUCCGCUAUUGGAAGAUUCGUGAUUAUGCAUAUGCUUACAGGUCCAAGCUUGCAACCCCCUCUAUUGUUGCAGAGCAAUUCAUCUCAGCUAUGGAGGGGUUCGCUAACAAGAAGCCCCCGACACCAUUAUUGAUUUCGUUUGAUGCAGAGGAUGUAAGAAAGCAAGCUGCAGCUUCCACACAAAGGUUUGAGCAAGGAAAUCCAUUAUCAACAUUGGAUGGGAUUUUCAUGGCUAUCAAGGAUGAUAUAGAUUGCUACCAUCAUCCAUCAAAGGGUGCAACAACAUGGAUGCAUGAGGUUCGCCCUGUUGAGAAGGACGCAGUUUGUGUCUCAAGAUUACGCAGCUGUGGUGUAAUUCUUGUUGGAAAAGCAAAUAUGCAUGAAUUGGGCCUCGGAACGACUGGAAAUAAUCCUAAUCAUGGGACAACAAGAAACCCACAUGCUCCAGAAAGGUAUACAGGAGGAUCUUCCUCAGGCCCAGCCGCAAUUGUGGCUUCUGGACUUUGUCCAGCUGCUUUAGGAACAGAUGGUGGAGGUUCUGUUCGUAUUCCUUCUUCUCUUUGCGGGGUCGUGGGCUUGAAAACAACAUAUGGACGGACAGACAUGAGAGGGUCAAUAUAUGCAGGGACUGUGGAGAUUAUUGGACCAAUCGCAUCAACAGUGGAGGAUGUCAUGCUUGUGUAUGCAGCAAUCUUAGGUUCCUCCCCUGCUGAUAGUAUCUGUUUGAAACCGUCUCUCCCCUAUGUGCCAGAUUUAUCUUCACAUGAGUGUUCACAUGUUCUGGGAUUGCUAAGAUUAGGGAAGUAUACACAGUGGUUCAAUGAUGUAUUCUCAACUGAGAUCUCUGCUACGUGCGAGAAUGUUCUUAAUCGGCUAUCGGAGACACAUGGAUGUAAGAUGGUAGAGAUUGUAGUACCUGAGCUUCAAGAGAUGCGCAUGGCUCAUGUUGUUUCCAUUGGUUCUGAAUCAACAAGUUCAUUAACGCCUGAUUGUGAGGAUGGGAAAGGGGUGAAACUUACAUUGGAUACUCGCACUAAUCUGGCUCUUUUUCGGUCAUUCACAGCUUCGGACUACAUUGCUGCCCAACGCCUAAGGCGAAGGCUAAUGUACUACCACAUGGAGAUUUUCAAGAAGGUGGAUGUCAUAGUGACGCCCACAACCGGCAUGACAGCACCUGUAAUACCACCUGAAGCCCUUAAAUUUGGGGAGACAGAUUUGCAGGUUACGGGUAAUCUUAUGCGAUUCGUUAUACCAGCAAAUCUUCUUGGCCUUCCAGCUAUUUCUGUCCCUGUUGGUUAUGAUAAGCAAGGACUUCCUAUAGGUUUGCAAAUAAUAGGCCGUCCAUGGUGUGAAGCUUCAAUUUUGCGUUUGGCUGCUGCAGUAGAGGGACUUUGUGAUAAGCAUAAGAAGAGGCCUGUAUCAUUUUAUGACAUCUUAAAAGGGAACUAGCAAAGCAGGCUUUCACUUUGUGCUGCCCAUGGUUUAUUUGGUUGCAUGAUCUCUUGUCAAGAGUUUCAAAACUAUCAAAAGAUCAUAUCCAAUGUACAAAACUUUCGUUUGUAUCGACGUCAGGGAAAAGUGCUCUUGUUAUAGGCUUAAAGUUUAUGUUUGAGCAAUACUGUAUGAUGCUGUGAUCUGAAACAAAUGGCUUUACAAUUCCUUAC
Ilex paraguariensis (yerba mate) is the source of this 2013-nucleotide messenger RNA. NCBI's taxonomy places the organism in Eukaryota, Viridiplantae, Streptophyta, Magnoliopsida, Aquifoliales, Aquifoliaceae. The record is from the annotation of a GenBank genome assembly.